AUGAGCUGGUUUUCCGGAGCCAAGACCAUCCUCGUGCGGGAGGGCCCUCGCUCGAAGAUAACCAAGACGCCCUCGCUGCUGAGAGCCGAGGAGAACCACUGCGCCAACUGCCACGACGCGGCCUUCCCCAACGGCCGCUUGAUCUGCAGCCAGUGCCGCGGGGCAUUAUUCUGCUCCGACCGCUCCAAGUACUCGGUCGCGGACAAGAACCGUCCUGCGGGUGGCCAGCGCGCCUUUUUCUUUCCGGGCAUGAUGCCGCGCGCCAACGUUGUGUUUGUCGACCGCCUCGGCUGGGGGAGCCAACUCGUCGAACGGCAAGGCGAGUUCUUCGGUAUGGCCGCCGUCUCGAGCAUGACAACUAUCACGGCCGAGUACAACUACAUGACGGGGCGGCGCUUGCCUUUCGACUUGAAGGUGGUCAAGACGACCCCAGACGCCAAGGUGCUGGCCAACAGGAGCCUCAUCUCGUCCUUUGUCGCCAUGAACGACGCCGGGUGCGUGCCGCAGUACCCAUGGACCAACGGCGUGCUGGCGGUGCGGUGCCAGACGGGCACCGACGUGGCCGAGGACGUGACCAUGGCCGACUACCGCGACGUCAUGGACUUCUUCACGUGGUACGGCCACCGCUACGACCCGGCCAUGAACGGCUACAUGAACACCCACACGCUGCCGCAGCAGCCGGCCGUCCGCGGCGUCGUCAUCCGGUGCGACGCGAGCAUCUCUGACUUCGGCACACCCCAGCCGCCCGUGUCGUCGCUCAUGAUCGACCACCUGCACCCAAUCCGCGGCCUGUACGGUCCCAAAGCGGGCGCGCUCAGCCUGGCGUCAGCGCGCGUCGGCGUGCCGCUACGCCUCUUCAGGCUCCCGCCACCCAUCUCGACGCGCAUGAACUCGUGGCACAAGAUCUCGCCUAUGGGCAGCACCAACUCGCGGGCGCGUAGCCUAAUGAUGAACGUUAGCGGCAAGACCCCGGCCGAGUUCGGCACCUUCCUGGCCGAGUACUACAACGACCACGUCGGCGACGUGCUGGUGGCGCGCGACGACGGCCAGGACCUGGGCGAGGACGAAGUGCACGCCCUCGUCAGGAUGAUGGGGGGCUGGACAUCGGUGAGUCCGUGGACGUGGCCGGCUCUGACCAGGGAGAUGCAGAGCUCCACCGGCCAGCUCAUCACGCAGCACAUUGUCGAUAGCUUUAUCACGGAAAGCAUCUACGAAGCCUAUCUUUUCGGCGAGAGAAAAGGCGCCACACCCUCCCCUCCUCCUACUGCCGACUCACCAGAGCGCGCCGUGUCCAUCAUGGACCAAACCAUCCCGGCGCUGCACACGCGCGUCUGCGACAGCUUCGGCCAGCCCAUUUUCGAAGGAUACCCACACUCUUCCACGACAUCCGUAAUGCCCGACCCAGCUGCGUUUAUCAGGCCUCUUCUUGCGCCCGUACCAGGGCCCAUGCCUUUAUCGACGAUUGCAGCCCCGUUUUCUUCUUCUUCUUCUGUUGGCCUUGGACCAGCCAACCCUCUAGUGACAGCGCCAGCGAACCCCUUCGUCGCACCUAACGGCGUUAAUGUCCCGCUGCUUCGCCCGGUCGCUAAAUCCGCUUCGCGCCGUUCGAGGAGCGUCUCCCCCAAGAAGGCGGCAGAAUCACCACGGGCCGGCAACAAGAAUGAUGACGCCAUGAAGGGCGUCCUGAAGCAGCGCCCAGGCGACACCAACGGCAGCCAUCCCCAAAGCCCCCUCAGUAAUACCGCCGCUGCCUGUCCUGCCAAUGGCGCCGCGGCUCCUCCUCCUGCGAAUACGAACGCGUCGUCGUCGUCGUCACCGCAGAAAAAAAGCGUGACAUUCGCGCCGCACCCGGAAUUCGCGUCGCCGCUCGUCUUCCCCGUGGUAUCAGUCUCGCCGCCGCCGCGCUUCUCGCUGUCGCCAGACGAUACACUGAACGAGGAGUUCGCUGCUAUUGGCUCUGGGAGUGCGACUUCUGGAGGGAAGGCGCUUAAGAGGGGAUGUCCCGCCGACGGAUUCGGCCAACAUAGCGAGCGAGCCUCCAAGCGCUGGCGCUCUCCCGGCUACGCCCCCCACAUACUGCGGGACAGAGUAGGAGAGUGUCGAGCGGCGUUCGAGUACCCGCCGCCCCCGCGCCGCAUGUAUAAUUGCUCGACCGUGGAGAUGCCCGAGGACUGGGUGCCAGAUGAUUUCGACAUGUUUCUUUGCAACGAGGAGUGA
Lasiosphaeria miniovina is the source of this 2217-nucleotide messenger RNA. RefSeq lists its product as uncharacterized. The record is from RefSeq and is a predicted model, not a curated record. Bases 1 to 2217 code for a protein of 738 amino acids. Lineage: Eukaryota; Fungi; Ascomycota; Sordariomycetes; Sordariales; Lasiosphaeriaceae. The transcript has 3 exons.